Messenger RNA from Colletotrichum gloeosporioides, 1644 nucleotides. Its product is annotated as LETM1 domain-containing protein mdm28. Bases 1 to 1644 code for a protein of 547 amino acids. NCBI's taxonomy places the organism in Eukaryota, Fungi, Ascomycota, Sordariomycetes, Glomerellales, Glomerellaceae. The record is from RefSeq and is a predicted model, not a curated record. Gene Ontology annotation, cellular component: mitochondrial inner membrane. Gene Ontology annotation, biological process: intracellular monoatomic cation homeostasis. Gene Ontology annotation, molecular function: ribosome binding. The transcript has 2 exons.
AUGAGCGCCUCAGCCAAUGUCGCUCGUCGGGCGGUGAUUGCGAAUCCGUUCCUGGGCAACGCGCGUGCGCUGUCCACUCUCGGUGUUUCGCCAGCUGUGCUCGGCCGAAACGCAAGGCACCUGCCUCGUCGAACAAACGCCCUCGCAAUUCUCGUUCCCCUCCGCCAACUGGGCACCGAUCACCACAAUCACGGCCAACAUUCAGGCCCGCCGCCGGGCUUCAACGUGGAGGAGGCUAAGAAACCUCUCCCCAAGGAGACGGCGACAGCAGCCAAGGCCGAGUCCAAGGCGACAAAGGAAUCCAACGAUGCUUCUCAAUCCGAAAAUGCAGCCUCCGGCGACAAGGCUAUUUCCGACAAGGCCGACUCCGAUGCUUCAUUGACCGAACUCGCUGCCGCCAAGAACGCCGCCGUUGAGACAAAGAAGGAUGGGAAGAAGGACGAGAAAUUGACUGUAUGGCAGAAGGUGAAGAAGGAGGCUCACCACUACUGGGAUGGAACGAAGCUGCUUGCCGCCGAAGUCAGGAUCAGCACCCGCCUCGCUCUGAAGAUGGCCGCUGGAUACGAACUCAGCCGGAGAGAGAACCGGCAACUGCGCCGCACCGUCCAGGACCUUGGCCGCCUGGUCCCAUUCUCCAUGUUCGUCAUCGUUCCUUUUGCCGAACUUCUUCUCCCCGUCGCCUUGCGGCUCUUCCCCAACAUGCUUCCCAGCACGUAUGAGGGCCAAAAGUCCAAGGAUGCCAAGGCGAACACACUGAGGGCAACGCGCAAGGAGGUCAGCGAGUUCCUCCGAUCUAGUCUUAAGGAGACCGGACUGCCUUUAACUCCCGCAACAACCCAGAGUGAGGCUUUUACGGUCUUCUUCAGGAAGCUCCGCUCUUCCGGCGAGUCGCCGACUCACGAGGAUGUCAUCAAGGUCUGCAAGAUCUUCAAGGACGACCUCACUCUCGACAACCUGUCAAGACCCCAGCUGGUCUCCAUGUGCAGGUACAUGAACCUCAACACCUUUGGCACGGACAACAUGCUCCGUUACCAGGUCAGGCACAGAAUGCGCCAGAUCAAGAGAGACGACAGGCAAAUCAGCUACGAGGGCGUUGACAGCUUGACCGUGGCCGAGCUGCAGGUGGCGUGUGCCAGCCGCGGCAUCCGCACGCACAGUGUUUCCCCUGCGAGAAUGCGCGAGUACCUGCAGCAGUGGCUCGACCUCAGAUUGAAGGACGGUGUUCCUUCGACUCUUCUGGUUCUGAGCAACGCCUACAUGUACGGCCAGGUCCCUGCCCACAGCCAGAUCGAGGCCCUCGUCGGCGUCCUCUCCUCCAUCCCCGAUGAGCUCUUCCACGAGAUCUCUCUUGAGGUGCACACCGCCGAGGGCGCUGCCACGAACAAGCAGCGUCUCGAGGUUCUCAAGGAGCAACAAGAGCUCAUUGACGAGGAGAACAGCCAGAACGAGGAGAAUGCCAGCACCGGCUUUGCCACGCCUCGCGAUGUCGACAACAUCGACGAGAAGGAGGACAACCAGUCUGCUGAGGCUCAGGCGGCACCCAAGAGCCAGGCCCAGGAGGCUAAGGAAGCCGAGCAGGAGAUGCUGGCGGCGAGGGACCAGACCGCCCAGACUGAGAAGAAGGCGGAGAAGAGCGACCAAUAA